CCUGGCUUUCUAAAACGUGUAUUAAUCGGUUGACGGUCGCUACGUGUGUCGCAGCUCUCAUAACAAUGUGUAUUAUUUAAAAUUGUUUCAUCUUAAAUUCUUAAUUUUUUUUUACGUUGUGGGUAAAUUUUUAAUUAUAAUAUCAACAUGAAUAUUAGACAAAGUUCUGUUUUAACACCUAAAGAAUCCAAUAGUUCCACAGGACUAAUUAGUAUACAAUCAUCAGAUUUCGAUUUAUUUUAUAAACGUAAAUCGUUUUGUCAAAAAAACUUUUAUCUCUUAUGGUUUGUAGCAAUUAUCUUGUGUAUUAUAGUUAGUACAUUGUUUUAUUUCUAUGCCGAUAGAAUUUAUGAAAAAGGUAAUUUUUCGAAUAAAUUUGUUGAUAUACAAAAAAAUUCACAGUUGGUGAACGAAAAAUCAAAUUUAAUCGAAAAUCAUAAUCAAGAUAAUUCAAAUUUUUUUCAAAAACAAAUAAAGCGUUUUAAAAAUCAAUUCAAUGAAUUUCACGAACAAAAAAUUGCAGUCACGGACGAAUUAAAUAAAGGUAUAAAAGAUAUGAGCUUUGAAAUUAAACGGCUCUACGAUGGUCUAACAUUAUUGGGAAGACACGUAAGUCGAGAAAAACGAUCUCUCAACCAAGGACAGGCAGCAAUGGCUGAAUGCGUUGAAAUGAAAGAAAAAUUCAAUAAAAUUUAUAAUGAAUUAAAUCAGAUUUACAAAACAUUAACAAAAAUGGAUGAAAAUGGUAUUUGUCGUUGCAAAUGCCCUAUAAAUAUAUCACGAGCAGUUGAUGAAUCUUCUCAAGACACUGAUAUCAUAACUGAAACCACAACAGUUGAUGAUCAAGAUGAAACAGAAAACAAUACAACUUUUGUAACUCAGAAAAAAAGGAAAAAAAUUGUUAGUGUGUUUAACUAUAAUCCUUAUAGUAAUCCUGAUAAUUUUAUUGACAAUAUUGAAAAUCAAGUUGGAACAACUAUGUUAGAUGAUAUUACCGAUGGUAAAACGACCAAUGAUUCUCCAACUAUUACAACGAAUGAAGAAUCUGGAAAAAAAAUUUCGACAGAAAUUGGAGAUGACUUGACAUCAGCUAGUUCAAUAAAGUUUACUCAAACAGCUAACACCAAUGGAUUUAGUAAUAUACAUAAUACAGAUAUAAUAACAUUUGAUGAUCUCGCCAAUAUUGGUGUGAUUACGCCCGAAACACAAACAAUCACUUCUGAUCAUUUAAUGAUAGACAACAAUAGUCAAAAGAAAAGUAUGAUUAUUCCAAGAUCUAAUGAAGCGGAAGUAACCGAAUAUACAAUGGCUGAUAAAAAAAUUACUGAAACAACAUUAAAUACAGUUACUUCAAAAAAUAUUGUAAUAAAUAGUACUGAAAAUAGUAUGGUUACUAGUACUGAAAAUAAUAUGGUAAUUAGCACUGAAACUAUUAUAACAAACACAACCGUAAAAACGAUAAAAGAACAAAAAAAAAAUACCAACAAUACAGAAUUAAAACCAAAUUGUGAGCAAGCAUUAAACAACCAACCAUUAUGGACUCCCGUGUGUUUUUAUCCAGUAGCAUGUUAUCCAAAUAUGUUAAAUUGUCAACAGGAAAAAGAACAAAAAGAUAGUAUUAAAUUUAAUGCUCAGUCACUCAAUACUCACAAGAAAAAAUCUCCCAAAACAGAUGCUACAAUAAUUCAAAAUAGUUACCCAGUUAUGUCUAUUUGUCCACCUGGUAUAGAAUGCAGUGUACCAGCUUACUCUGGACAAGCUAAUACUUUACACUGUAUGCUUACUACGUCUACUAAAAUAACUGGAAAGUAUCAUAAUAAUAACGCAAGAGAUUCAGAAUCGAAUGAAAGAAAUAUACGUUCAAAAGAUAUCUCCAUAACACCUAAAGCUAUAAAUGAACCGGAAGAAUAUAAAGAAAUUUUAACUGGAACUUUAGCAUGUCCACCUAGUACAUAUUCUUGCUUGGAUAAUUCAGCAUGCGUAGACAACGAAGAUUGGUGUGAUGGUAGAAUACACUGCAACGAUGCAAGUGACGAAACUCAAUGUACUUGUAAACAAAGAAUUGACAAGGAUAAGUUAUGCGAUGGAUAUUAUGAUUGUCCAAAAGGGGAAGAUGAAUUAGGCUGUUUUGGCUGUAAUAAUGAAUCAUUUAGCUGUGGCGAUUGGAAUAAUGCCUUACAACAAUCGACAUGUUUUGAAAAAGAAAAACGAUGUGAUGGUUUAAAACAAUGUCCAAAUAAUUACGAUGAAAACGAAUGUAAUUUACUAUCAGGAAAAAUUGAAGACUCAAAUCAAAGGUUCUUUGUAUCUUAUUCUUCUGGAUUAUUACAUCAUAAUUGGAAAGGUAAAUGGUAUCCUGUAUGCAGUGGCGAUAAUUUAGAUAAAUUAGCAGAUGAGGCUUGCAGUGUUGAAUCUGGGAAAAAGCUUAAGCCUCAUAAAAUAGAAUUUGUUACUGAACCAAUUAGUUAUACAGGACCUUAUUUAAGUAUAUAUAAUAACAAUAUUGAAUUCGAAGAUUCGUGUCAUUACCAAGGAGUUUUAGUUCAAUGCGGUGCUGCAGACUGUGGUACGCGAUCUAAUUUCAAACUAAGCAAAAAUUUGAAUUUAGAUAGAUCAAGAAGAAAUUCAGAAAUAAGUGAUUCCAUGAAAAAUUCUACACUUGAUGAUCAAAUAGAAUCUAAUCGUUUUAGAGUAGUCGGGGGUAUUUCAAGUAAUCCAGGAGCUUGGCCAUGGCUUAUUGCCAUGUAUCAGGAUGGUAUUUUUCAUUGUGGUGGUGUAAUUCUCAAUGAAAAUUGGAUUAUAUCAGCUGCUCAUUGUGUACAUCAAUAUAAGAAACACUUUUAUGAAGUACAAGCUGGAAUUUUACGAAGAUUUUCGUUUUCACCUAUGGAACAAUUAAGGGUAGUAACCCAUAUCAUAGUACACGAAGCUUAUAGUAAAACUACAAUGAAAAAUGAUUUAGCAUUAUUGAAAUUAGACCGAGGACUUGAAUUUAAUCGAUGGGUUCGACCAGUUUGUUUACCAGACCGGAAACUAACUUGGAUUCCAUUCCCUGGUACAUUUUGCACUGCUGUUGGUUGGGGAGCUCUUGUCGAACAUGGACCCGAUCCGGACAAUAUGCGCGAAGUCGAAGUUCCAAUAUUAUCUGAAUGUAAUCAUAAGGAAGAUCGUGAAGGCCAAGAAAUUUGCGCGGGAUACUUGGCCGGUGGUCACGAUACAUGUCAAGGAGACAGUGGAGGUCCUUUACUUUGUAAAGAACCUAAUAAUUUAAAUAAAUGGUACGUUGGUGGAAUUGUUAGUCAUGGAGAAGGAUGUGCAAGACCUAUGGAACCUGGAGUAUACACUCGUGUUGCAUUAUUUAUGGAAUGGAUUUUUGAAGCUACCGAUGAAGCUAAUUUGCCAAUAGAACAACCACGUAUGUCCUGUCCCGGAAUGAUUUGCAAAAGUGGAAAAAAAUGUAUUCCAAAGAAGAGACAAUGUGAUAAAUAUGUUGACUGUAUGGAUGCAGAUGACGAGUUCAACUGUGAUUAUAUAGGUUCAGAAAUACAGGCAAAUUUCUAUAACUCACGCCACUCAGAUCAUACUAGUAUAAGAUUUAAAAGUGUAAACCGUCAUAAUGAUGAUCGAUUUGCAAUGAAUGGUACAUCAACACCAAAUCCUAAAUCAGAAACGCAAACUGAAUUUACUAAAAUAUUAAUAACUACUAAAAAAAUAAAAGUGGACACAACAACCCCAAAAAAUAAAAUUACUUCAAUUUCGUCAAUUAAAACAAAAACAAACUCAAGUAAAGCAAUAAAACAAGCAGCAAAUUCCCGAACGGAAACUUUAGUAAAAUAUUUAAGUAUAUUUGAUUUUAUCAUAUUCAGUAACCAAUCUUCUGAAGAACCAUUUAGUUGUCGAAGAUACUCCCAGAUGAUUCCUUUAAAUCAUCGCUGUGAUGGAAAGUUGGACUGUGAAGAUGGUUCUGACGAAGAAUUCUGCAGUUGUAAAAUGCGAUUAACAGCAAUGUUUAAUUCAUCGGCAAUUUGUGACGGCGUAAUGGACUGUUUUGAUGGUAGUGAUGAGCAAAAUUGUGGUAUAAAGUGUGAAGAUGAUGAAGUAAUCUGUGGUUUGUCUAAACAAUGUAUUAAAAAAAACAAGUGGUGUGAUGGAAUUAUAGAUUGUAAUGAUAAAAGUGACGAAAAAGACUGCAUGAUACUCACAAAUGGUACAAUCCCUAUAGAAUUAGAUGCAUCAAAACGACCUGUACUAAAAAAUUCAGGCAUGGUCACUAUCAAUCGUCAAGGUGUUUGGACGAUUAUGUGUGUCGAUGAAAGCGAAUAUGUCAAAAUAGCACAUGAUGUUUGCUCAAAUCUUAACUUUAUAGGUUCGGAAUUUUCAAAAGCAAAAAUGAUUUUGAACGAAUCUAGAGAUUUAUUAAAAAAAAAGAAAAAUGUAGAGGCUAACGAUUUUUGUCCUGGUCUUUAUGUCGAAUGUGAAAAAAAAAUAAAUUUACUAAAUGAUGGAUUAUUAUCUUGGCACGUUGACAUUUUUAAAAAUGGAAAUAUUAUUCAACCAGGAAUAUUAAUAAAAGAUUCUUGGGUGCUAACAAAACAAUCUUCUUUCAAUGUCGAUGAAGAUUACUUCACGGCUGUAUUAGGAAAUAAUAAAUACUCCAGUAAAUGGAUUAAGUCACCUUUUGAACAAAUCACACAAAUUGAUGGUGUAGCAAGUAUUCCUUCAACAGAUUUAUCUCUUUUACAUUUAAGAUAUUCGGCUAAUAUAAGUAGAGCUGUUAUACCCUUAGAAAUACCAAUGUGGCAACCAUCUUUAGAAUCUAAUAAUAAUUGCUUUGCAAUUGUUUACUUACAAAAUAACCAAGUUGAAAAUAUUCUUCUACAGCCUAUAACUGUUGGAUGCGAUGAAAAUCACGCAUGUUUCUCUGUUUCUCAAAGACCAAAAUAUUGUAAGUCCAGAAGAAAUGCAUCUCAUUUAACUGGAGUCGUUUGCAGUUCAAAACGUGGUUUGUUUUUGGCGGCCACUGUACCAAGCUCAUAUAAUGAAACCUUGACUCUCUGUAACCCCGACUCCCGCAUUGAACUACCUAAAGUUGAUGACCUAUUACCUGCUAUAACAAUAGCAAUGGACCAAAAAAUUAUACAAGAAACUAUUCCCCAGUGCGAUGGUAAACGUUGUCAACUGGGUAAUUGUGUACCUUGGGAAAAAAUUUGUAAUGACCAAUGGGAUUGUCGGAAUGGUCAAGACGAGUCUAUUAAAUUGUGCUACGAACGACAAAAUAAAUGUAAAACUAACGAAACCUUAUGUAUAUGCGGUGUGGGAGGUUUCAAAUGUCAUAACGGUAAAUGUGUACCCAAAACAGCAUUUUGUGAUGGUGUUGAUCAGUGUGGUGAUGGCACCGACGAACCAACUACUUGUCAAAUAAAUACUUGUGUUGCCUAUCUCAAUUUAACUGCUCCUGAAAGACUCUGUGAUGGCCGGUGGGAUUGUGAAGAUAAAAGUGACGAAGAUUCUAGUAUUUGCUCAUCUUCAUACUGUAGCAAACAAAACGUCUACCACUGUCAAUCAUCAUCCAAAUGUAUUUCAAAUGAAUUUGUAUGUGAUGGAGAAGAAGACUGUCCUGAAUCCGACGAUGAAGCAAAAUGCAUAGGACUACUCAAAACUUCUGGAAAAAAGAAUGAGGGAACAUUAGCAACGAGGUCAUUUGGUGUUUGGCAUCCUCAAUGUAUGACAGAAGAUUAUACCGAUUUAGAUUAUAAUUCACUGUGUGAAACGUUAGGGAUGAAACAGGCCAAAUGGAUAAAGAAUACAACCAGCUCAAAAAUCGAUUUUGAUAACUUUACAAGCAUUCAGUUGAACUCAAAAACUGAAGUUGUCAUAAGGUCUUCGAACAAAAACUUUGUAAAGGAAUCCAAUGAAUUAUGUCCUACAGUUUAUAUUGCUUGUCUGAGUUAAACUUAAAUACUAGUUAUUGUUAUUGUAAAUAAAUACUAUAAGAGUAGGUUUUAAGACUGUCUAGCUACACAAUAUGUUUAGACCUUAUUUAUAAAAAAUAAAUGUUGCAUCAUUAAUUAUUUUAUAUAAUGGUUAAUUGUUAUUUUAAAUAAAUAAAUACAAUACAUACUAAU
Messenger RNA from Daktulosphaira vitifoliae (grape phylloxera), 6125 nucleotides. RefSeq names its product serine protease nudel-like. Gene Ontology annotation, molecular function: protein binding; serine-type endopeptidase activity. The record is from RefSeq and is a predicted model, not a curated record. NCBI's taxonomy places the organism in Eukaryota, Metazoa, Arthropoda, Insecta, Hemiptera, Phylloxeridae. Gene Ontology annotation, biological process: proteolysis. The coding region runs from base 148 to 5952 and encodes 1934 amino acids. Gene Ontology annotation, cellular component: plasma membrane. The transcript has 20 exons.